UUUACGUAACCGACGUGUGCAGGCAACUACAGACACGCUAAUUUUCUACAAGCUAUACCGAGCUUAAAUAUUGACGCGUCUUUGAUAACUUUACCAAUUCACCUUUCAGUUCGCGAGUUGAAUUCACAGAAAGUCUAGUCUUGACUCGCACUUAUUCCGACUCUGCGUGUGUAGAUGUUCCCGAGUAGAUACCUACGUAUAAAUUUUUUUUCCCCCUCAUUUUAGUCAUUCUUUUUUGUAAUCGUUGAGUGGUUUUUCGCUAUUGCGGCGAGAUUUCGAAAACUUGCGGGGGUAGAGAGAAAGGUGAAAAACGUGCAAAAGGUGAACUUCGAUCGAGGAAUCCAUUACAAAAAUUUGCAUACCAAAACAGUGAGGAACACGGCGGAUGUGGGUUGCGCGAUCCACCGCCGAUUCAAACUUGGGGGGAUGAUUUCAACUUGUUGUACGGAAGGAUUCCUAGUCAAAGGAUUAUAGUACAGGCAAACAUGAAGAAACACUCCUAAAGCAAAACGAACUGCGGAUCGUAUCGUUAAGCCUGUAGGAGCAGAGGGGGUGGUAAAAAUUCAAAGAAGCAAAUAUUCGAAGGAAUAAAUUUUCAAAGUUUUCCCCCACGAAAUAAGAGAAGAAAUGUAUAGAGAAAAAAUACGAAAAAAUGAAGUAAAAUAAAAUAGAAUAAAACGAAGAAUACCCGCAAGUUUCUAGUUGACUCGGAAGUGACACAAAAGUUUCACCGUCGUCGUAUUGUCACUGAAUAAACUUUACAGAUUGUUGACGCAACGAUUCGCUACCAUCACCUUUAUAUACAUAUCUAUACGUGCAACCUUAUACAAAAAACAGUAAAAGGAAAAUACGAAAAAUUGAAAGAACCAAAUUGCCCAAAACGACGUUUGAAAUUUUUAUAAAAGAGAAAAAACGGAAAUGAUAAGAGCAGAAAAUAAAUAAAUAAAUAAAUAAAUAAGAACUUUCAAUUCAUACUUAAUCCGCUUUGAUCCUUGGAAAAAAAUUUGUGGAUCCGCAAAUAACGAGAUUUUUUUUCAUCCUCCUCUACUGGGACUGGACAAGAAAAUGCCACACACAGGGACGACAAUGUCCUCUGAUCCGGUAAUUGUGGGACUGCCGAGCGAAGAUCCGAAGGAUGUUCACGCUACAUUGGAAAGAAUUGAUUGUCACAGUAGACGUAUCAGUUUACGAAGACAAAGCAUAGCGCUGAAUGCUGUUAUCAAUCAGAGAAGAGUUUUAUUGGGCGCCCUGAUAAACGAGAUCGGCAGCAACAUAUCCCUACCGACUUGCAUAUCGAUCGAACAGGAUCAGGAACAUCCCUCGUCCAAUGCAGGUCAGGUUCCGAAACGGCAGCAACAGGAACAUCGUCGUCCUUCGACUUUUCAAUUAACACCGGUAGCUACCGCAACGGGGACAUUGGUGGGAAUGGACAUGACCAAAGCGUUACCUUCUCCGCUAACACCGCCUACGCCGGCGUUGGAAAAAACUGACCAUCACAAGUACCAAGAGCUUAUGUCAACUCUGAGUACACUUUACGCAAAGCUUUUGGUCGUCGUCGGUGUCGCUAUUCCUGUAACAGCGAGCGUUAGUCAAGGUGUACCUGUAGCUUUUGAUCAGGGAUUCUAUCUCUACUUGUACCUAACGAGCGUGGCGUUUGUCGUUAUGCUCUAUAUUACUUUGAUGAGGGAUAAGGCUGUAAAGAGACUUUUAAUAAAACAUGGCAAAGAUGAGAAGACUUACGACUUUCCAAUUGACACCGGCAGGUUGCCUAUACAGCAGGCGCAGCAAUACGGGAGUUUCUGUCUCCGGCUUGGCGCAGUUGGUUUCGGUGCGGGUUCCCUAGUUCUCACAGGUUUGCAAAUUGGUGCAGAAGUGGCAACCGCCGGUGCAUUCCGAGCUGUAACACCAGCAACCCGUCUCCUACUAGUUACCACCCAAAUGCACUUUAUAUUUCUGAAUAGCACAGACUUCGAUCUUGCGAGGCACGGGGCCCUCGCUAAAUUGGGCCUAAUGCACAUGAUAGCCACAAAUUUAUGCGAAUGGUUGCAGGCUUUGGUACAGGAAACACAUCACGAAAUCAGUCAACUGGAACACGAGCACGAAAGUAAACGCGGUAUUCUGGCGAGUCUUCUCGCGGACGCGAGUCCUUUUCUUUUCCCUUGCACUAUAGAAUUUAGCUUGAUUUGUGCCGUAAUCCUUUUUGAGAUGUGGAAAAAAAUCGACGAAAAACAAUCGCAGAGGGAAAUUUCAACGAGAUCCUUACACCAGCUUAGCAUAGACUGCAGCAGCGCACACAGGGGAUUAUUUGGUGGAAUUCUCGUGAUAUCAGCCACUGUGCUCAGUUUGAUAAUGUUUUUUGUUCUCAAGGACGAAAAGCCGGACAUAGCGGUGCAACAAGUUACUGUGUUGGAAGCCUCGCUAUUAACUUUAGGUAUAAUAGCGUCCGUUGGGGCUGCGAUAAGAAUGCGUAAUUUGGAGUCAAAACCUGUAAAAGGUAAAAAUCUAGACGACACGCUGCUGGCAGCAGCCCAGGCGGGGGUUUAUCUGCACUGCUUGUUCGGCGUAGUUGGAGGAAUUCUUACAACUGGACCAAAUUGGGGUGUCGCUUUAACCGCCGAUUUAUUAGCACUCAUUCAAAGCACCGUACAAACAUUGCUCAUUAAGGUCGCUUGGAGACGACGGUCCGCAACUUACAACAAGCCAGGAAAGGAGUUAAUCACAUUCCUUAUAGUCGCAAAUAUAGCCCUUUGGUCGGUUAACACUUUGGAAAAAUCUCGAGCCGGCGUUCGACCUGAUCAUUUGAAAUUUUUUGGUGUAUGGGCCUGGACGAUAAUCACCCACGUUUCGAUGCCGCUCGCAAUUUUCUUCAGAUUUCAUUCCGCCAUUUGUCUGUUCGAAGUCUGGAAGAGCUGCUACAAAUACAGACCGACCAGUCAAUCGCAAACACCUUAUUAACGAUCGGGUAAUUUUUCAUCGCCGAUCGAUCAUUCGACGGUAAAACGAGAAAAGUAUAAAUAAAAAUGAAUAAUGAAUGAACGAAGAAUAGAAAAAAACUUCGGAUCACAAUAUGUAAACGUGCACGUCACCGACGCGUUGUACAGUUCAAGAAACUCGCUUAGAACCCACGCUCGAUUUGCAAGGGAAUGAAAUUUUACGUUACUCUACCGCAGCUCUUGAAUAAAUGAAAACCGUCCGUGGCAGGUAUUGCGAGACAAUCACGAGAAGGUUUUAACUUGCGAUGUGACUUUAUUUUACUUUACAGCAAUUUCACAGCGAGGCCGCUGGUUUUACGAAAAACAAAGAGGAUCCUCGGACUCGAAAUAUCACAUGAAAUACAUGUAUGUAGGAUAAAUAUUUUUCGGAAAUAUUUAUUUCCAAAAUCAAUGUAUCAGUUAUUUUAGAUGAGAAAGAAAUUUACGUGUGAGUACGUGCAAUUUA
This is a messenger RNA of Athalia rosae (coleseed sawfly), 3438 nucleotides long. RefSeq names its product proton channel OtopLc-like. NCBI's taxonomy places the organism in Eukaryota, Metazoa, Arthropoda, Insecta, Hymenoptera, Athaliidae. Gene Ontology annotation, molecular function: proton channel activity. The record is from RefSeq and is a predicted model, not a curated record. The coding region runs from base 1066 to 2955 and encodes 629 amino acids. Gene Ontology annotation, biological process: proton transmembrane transport. Gene Ontology annotation, cellular component: membrane. The transcript has 11 exons.